AUGUCAAUCAUCCCUCGUAACUCUCCACUAAACCUUCAAUACAGGAUAUGCAUCGUCACGUCUGCCUCAUCGGCCCUGGGAACCGUGGUCUGCAAAACAUUGCUCAAGGCCAACGCCCUCGUUCUCGGGAUCGAUGACCGGAAGCAAGACAAUUCCCUAAGUUCGGCACCAGGCACGCACUUCCAGUAUCUGCAAAGUAGUACUGAAAGGGCUGCGGAGCAAAUGACGCAAGCUGUGGCGGAGAAAUUUGAGGGGAGUGAAAGGGUUGAUGUUCUGGUCUGCUUGGGUCAUGGCCGCGAGGAGAGUACGUUAGCUGAGACGGUCGGAGGUGUUAUGGGCAAGGGUGACGGAGGCUCAAUCGUCCAUAUUCUUGAAGACGGCGAAGGUAUGGAUGAGGCGAGGAGGCUUGCGGGUUCAAGUCACAGCCAUGGGAAGCUAAGGUGUAAUCUUAUUGUGCCUGCUGACUUACGAGGCAAAGCCGACGCACAGCCAGCACCCGCUUUCGAGGAGGCAAAAGAACAUAUGCGAGCUCUAGUCAAGACAGAGAAGUAUCGUCGAAGUCCAGCGUUUCUCGGUUCUUCGGACAUUUUACUGAUCAGAAGCUGA
Recurvomyces mirabilis is the source of this 606-nucleotide messenger RNA. RefSeq lists its product as uncharacterized. NCBI's taxonomy places the organism in Eukaryota, Fungi, Ascomycota, Dothideomycetes, Mycosphaerellales, Teratosphaeriaceae. The coding region runs from base 1 to 606 and encodes 201 amino acids. The record is from RefSeq and is a predicted model, not a curated record. The transcript has 2 exons.